AUGAGGUACGACGUAUUCCUGAGUUUCAGUGGGGAGUACAUCCGCAAAACGUUUCUCAGCCACCUUCUCCGUUCGUUGAAUAGAAAAGGCAUCAGAGCAGCUACAUCCGCAGAGAGUUAUCCCAUGUACAAUCAGGCUAUCGAGCAGUGCCUAGUGGCAAUCUCCUUGAUAUCGGAGAACUACACCUCUUUGGACUUGUGGGUGGACGAACUGGCCAAGAUAAUAAAGUGUGCAGAGGACAGAACUUUGACAGCAGUUCCUGUCUUCUUACAAGUUCAUCCGUCGGAUGUGUUAAGAGUUGUAAGUCUUGCAGAAGAAUUCGCAGACCGAAAUGGACCGCGGAUCAUAAUCCUGGAGACGGUGAAGCACUGGCUAUGUGAUCACCUGAUCCGUAAUUCUGGCUUCGACUCCCGCCAUUGGGAGGAUGACUCAAAGCUGGUAGAUAAAAUUACUAGUUUCGUUGCAGACACUCUGAUGUCUUCUAAAAUAAGCUCUCCAAGUCCUAGCCUAAAGUGGGGUACUCCCAAGCUACCGAGUAGCUUAGGUGGAUUAAAAGAUAUUGGCACUAAGAAGAAAGGAUUUGUGCAUCACAGCAAACUUUCUGGGGCUACUGAGUUGUCCAAGUACAAAGCCACUCAGAAGAAAGCAUUCGCACAUCACAGCAAACCUUUUGAGGGUAUGUACUCGCCGACUUACUGCUUGAAGCGUCCUGCAGAAGAGGUGUGUGAGUUGUUAUGCGCAUAUUCUACAAAAGAAAUUGGUAUAAUUGGCAUUCAUGGAAUGGAAGGAGUCGGGAAGACAAUUCUUGCCAAGUACAUUUAUGAAGUGAUCUCUCCACAAUUUCAGCAUCAUAUUUUCAUAGAUGACUUGACCAAACAAGAGAUCAGCUCCACACCCAGUUUGCUAGAAAUUUUUACCACUAAAACCAGUUUCCAUGGGAGCAAUGUCAUUAAAGAAUUGGUGGGUCAAAGAAAAAUUCUAGUUGUUGCUGACAGUGUGGAUGACAUUAAACAGCUACAAUGUAUUCUAAAGGAAGCCAGCUUGUUUGGUCCAGGAAGUCGGGUUAUCGUAAUCACUCAAGACAGGUCUUUGCUAGUUCAAUGCGGGGUGAAACAUAUUUACGAAGUUAUGUGUCCUGGAUAUGACGAAGCUAUUCAUAUCUUCUCACAUUUUGCUUUCAAGCAAAGAGAACCUGUUUCUGGUUUUGAAGGGCUCACAGGUCGUGCUGUCGAGGUUGCGGGUCGUAUUCCUCUGGCCCUUAAAGUGUUGGGAUCGUUUCUGCACGGUAGGAAUAUUGGUGAAUGGGAAAGUACAAUGUGCAGGCUUGAGUUAUCACAUGAUAACUUCACUUCAGAGAUUCCUAGGUAUGUGAGUGCAGAUAACUUCACUUCUAGACGUCGUCCAAUCAUAGUUGAGCCACCAAUUGACGCAUAUGAGGCAAAUCGUUUCCCAUCAUACUGUUUCACUCUUAAUUAA
This is a messenger RNA of Camelina sativa (false flax), 1476 nucleotides long. RefSeq names its product disease resistance protein CHS1-like. Lineage: Eukaryota; Viridiplantae; Streptophyta; Magnoliopsida; Brassicales; Brassicaceae. Gene Ontology annotation, biological process: defense response; signal transduction. The record is from RefSeq and is a predicted model, not a curated record. Gene Ontology annotation, molecular function: ADP binding.